This is a messenger RNA of Hydractinia symbiolongicarpus, 6214 nucleotides long. Its product is annotated as rab3 GTPase-activating protein non-catalytic subunit-like. The record is from RefSeq and is a predicted model, not a curated record. Gene Ontology annotation, biological process: regulation of GTPase activity. Lineage: Eukaryota; Metazoa; Cnidaria; Hydrozoa; Anthoathecata; Hydractiniidae. The transcript is spliced from 38 exons. The coding region runs from base 1933 to 6183 and encodes 1416 amino acids.
GUGUGGGUUGCAUUGUUGUGCAAUGUUGAAAAUUUAGGAGGACAUAAGGCCUCAAUAGUACUAACAACAACAUCACAAAUGUUAACAAUCUGCAAGCCUUGCAUUCAUUUCCUGAAAACUCCUUAUCCCUUGUCUGUUCUCUAUAUAUUUUCUAUCCUGUAUUGGAAAGUUAUUUGAAGUUGAUAUUAUUUUUUAAAUCCAGUGUAACUGAAUUUGGUCGUCAACUAUUUAAACAGUGCUCGUUAUUUUGCUUUGGGAUGAGUUUUAAGUAGCUUCUUUUUCUGCCCAUCUGAAGCUACCUGAUAGAUGCCUACAUUGUUUUUCAUCCAUUGGAACACUUUGGGUUUUAUCAAGGUUAAUAAUGUUGUAUGGUGUCAUUAAGUCACCUGUAGGCAUACCCUACUCUUUUAUUGAAAAACUAGUCGAAAUAACAGUUGUAGCAUUAGGAUUAGCUGUUGCACUCAAACUUACUAUAACUGAACUUGACACAGUAGAAACUUGAAUGCCAGGGUAGAAUAUUGUAAUGUUUUUAUUUUUACAUUAUAGGCUUUCCCAAAUAGCUGUUAACAGAAGCAGGCAAACAAACAUCCCCCAAAUAUAUUUGGGUUAACUCUAUUAAAAGUGGACCUUUAAGCCUUCCCAUAAAUCUUCCAAAUGUAAAGAGCUACAAACAUGAAAUGUUGCAUGCACAUUGCCUUGUUAAGAUGAGUAUGAGAUAACAAUCAUUAAAGUUGUAAUAAAAAAAUGAUGAAAGUUGUAAUAAAAAAAUGAUGAAACUGAUUUACAAAACAAAAAAUUAUAUAUUUACGUUUUCUGUGAAGAAAUUUUGCAAAACCGCAAUUGAAAUUUUUAAAAUUUUAAAAUCUGUCAUUCUCUUUGCAACAAGCAGAUGUAGUGUUUCUUAGUCUUUCAUUUUAGUUAUUUCCUAAGAAAAAAAUUGUUAACUGUAGAAUGUGUUUUCCCAAGCAUGUAAAGCAAUCAUGCUCGAAAUUAUGUUUCAAAUAAAAUACCUUUUUAAACAUCGUUUUAAUCGUCCUCAAGAAGUCCAGAUAUUGUGGUGAUUUAUUUGCUUUUUUAGAAAAAAAUCAGAAAAAUAAGGUCUGCAAAAGUUCCAAUUUCGUCCUAAAAUGUUGUGUUAUGGCAACUGUAAUUUAGUGACUUUUCCUAGAGACAUUAAGAAAAGUCACCAAAUUCCUACACUUAUCAAUAAGUGAUGUAAAAAAAAUCUGUUCAAGGGUGCCCCUACCCAAGGUCCCAUUAUAGCGUUUAAGCUUAAUCGUGUUUAUGCUGAAGUGUAAAAUUCCCCAUAAAAGAUUUGGAAACCUAGCAUUAGAAAUUAAUACAAAAAUAUGUACCAUUGGAGUAUGUGCUAAUAAAUUUUGUGUUUUGGGUCUUCUUUAAUGCUGGUAUAUUGCAUACAUUGUCGGCUAACCACUGGUGGUUGGCAUUCUUAAAAUCAAUAAGAAAGAGUGAAUUUUCUGUUGCACGUUUUUUUUCUUCUUUAAACUUUAUUUUUUGAUAUUUUGCUUGUAAGACAUAUAUAUUAGGGUAUUUGUUACACAAAAAAGUAUUAAGCGCUUAAUAAACAAAUAAGGAAAACUUCCUUUUAAAUUGGGACAGUGCCACUGCUAUUGUUCUUGAUAAUCCAUCAUCUGUGUUUCCAAUUAUUGUUUUUUAGACUUGUUAGAAUAAACGAAAUGUCAUGUACACUCAUCCCUGUUAGUCAUAUAAAUAAUAUAGACAGAAUUUCUGCUUUGCUAAAGGAUCCUUCCAGUGAAGAGCAAGAUAUAAUUGACAAAGGUGUCUGCUGUUUGAGCAAUGAAAAAGAUACAUGUUUGAAGCAACCAUUAGCAUCUGGGACAAAUCAGUAAAUAUACAACCGUUUUACACUUAGCCCAUUUGGACCUAGAACAAAAAAUUGAUUAACUUGUCAUGAAACCCUUGGUUAAACCUACAGAAAUAACGCAACAAGCAAAAAGGAAAAGUUUUGAGGAUACAUUUGGUUAUGAAGAUGGCCAAGGUUUCAGUGAUGGAUGUGAUAGCUUGGAGGAAACACCGAUGAACGAAAUCCCAUCAGUACAGGUCAAUAAAUCAUGGUUGCAGUCUGCUAAAAUAUCAUUGUCUCCUACAGAAGAAUUUCUUGUUGCAGCCAAAGAAAACAAAGCUGUGUUUUUGACAAAAAAAUGGGAUGAGCAGCCGUUUUAUGAAAUUACAUGGAAUGGUCACUUGUCUUUAGCAAGCAGUGACAUCGUCAGCUGUAUAAAAUGUGUUCCAUUGGCUUCACAGCAAAGAAGUUCUGAAGGCACACCUGAUUGGACAUGUAUCAUCGUUGGAUUUGUAUCAGGAUAUAUACGCAUAUACAUGCCAAAUGGAAAGCAACUCUUGUCGCAAUAUCUCCAUGAAGGGCGAGUGAUUAACAUCAAACUAAAAACUAAGCAAUAUUUUCAAAAUGUUGGUUGUACUGGCCAGCUUGAAGAAUUACUUGUCUUAUAUCCAGAUGCAAUUGUUACCAUUGAUGGUUUCAGUAUGUAUCAGUCUCUAAGAGCAUGUCGAAACCAGUUUGCCAGAGCUCAGGCCAGCAGCACUUUUAAUGUGAUGUCUGAACCACCAGCAUUAGAGUAUCACAAGUGGAGAAUAGAAUCUCACAAUAAAGUUAAAGAUGUCACUCAGUGUGGUACAGUUAGUCAAUGUUUGUUUGAUCGUUUACAAACAGUUUCAUUUAUAAAUGGUCCAAGAUCAACUGUUAAAGGUUCUUCACCUGCUUUUAAUUGCAUUAUCACAACUGGAAAAAGUCCAUUUCUUGGUGUAUAUCAUGCAAUUGAGGGUAAUAGUCAACCAAUGAUAUCUGAUGUUGCUAUUGCUGUUGCAAACAAGCUUACAUCAGCAGUUUUGUCUCAAUUAACAGCUGCUAGAGGUUGGUUUGGAGUUACUCAGCAGGAGCAAACAACAUCUCAUAAUGUUAAACCAAAAGUUGAGAAAGGAACAAAACUGAGCAACACAGUAUGCUUGCAAGAUUCUCUUCGUCAUGCUGAAAGUAUCACUGUAGCACCUAUUGGGUAUUUAGCUGUUGUUACAGAUUCAUUUAAUAGGAUAUUGCUAUUGGACACUUUAAAAAGUACAGUUGUUAGAAUGUGGAAAGGUUAUAGGGAUGCAGAAUGUGGUUGGAUAGCUGUUGAGGAAGAAAUAGAUGAUACAGACAAUGCAAAUUUUAAUUCAGACAAUGGCAAGCGAAGAGCUUUAUUUCUUGUCAUUUAUGCACCAAAAAGAGGAAUUUUGGAAAUUUAUCUGAUGGAACAUGGUGCAAGAGUUAGUGCUUUUAAUGUUGGAAAGGGUUGCAGAUUGAUAUAUCCUGGCUAUAGACUACUUGGUGAGACAAUCCAUAGUGCUGGUUUUAAGAAAACAAAUCAAUGUUUUUUGUUGGAAGCAGAUGGUGUUGUUAAAUCCAUCCAUGUCCCUUUUCAUUGUGCAUUGAAUGCCACUCAUAGUGUGCUUGCAAAGGAUGCGCAUCUACUGAAAAAGCUAUCAAACAUAAUUAAACAAGAUGUGGGGAAUGAUGACAGUAAAGAAUGGGGCAAGUCUUUAAUCACUAUCCUGUUGGAAAUACAAAUCCCACGCACACAAAAACAGGCUGUGCAAAACAUAUUAGCCUCACCAAAACCUACUGCUGAAUGCCUAAAGAUUUGUUUAAUGAAAAUUGUGGAAAAUAUAAGUAAAAAAGUGCCUCAUUAUGACGAGCAAGACAUUGAAUAUGAAGCUGGACGACAGGAAUUAUUACAUUACUGUUGCUCCCAACAUGUGUUAAUAGAGACGUUUAUAUCACUGCAAGACUUUGAGAGACAAUAUGAAGGAUCUGAUUCUAAAUUUAUUAUGGAAGAAGGUCAGGACAUUGCUGUGGCAAACUUACUGCAUGUGACCGUAACCGAAGCACAGGAUUUAUUCAGUUCCAUAAAAAAAUAUAUAGCGACGUGUUUAAAAAAAGAAUUAGGUAAAAAACCAUGUGACACACAAGAUUUAGAUAUAAACGUAGCAACAUUUUUAAGUUGUUUUGAAAUUGUGGUGUCUGGCAAUAAAAAUAAUUCAUCAUUGGCAUCAGCAUCGUCUCUAAUGAGAGGCUUUGUUAUAAUUCAACAGUCUUUAUCGCAAGCUGCAGUAGCCCAACUGGGUUCUUUCUUAUUUAAGGAAGCCUUGGCAGGAAAUAUACCUGUGAGCAAAUUAACUUUUAUUUUGGAAUCAUCAGAAAUACCACCUAUGCAAAUCAUGAUGUUGCUUGCCACAUAUACACAAUCUGAAGAAUGUUGCGACAUUUUGGACCUUACAACUCUCUACCUUUUGCAUUCUUUGGUAGCAUCCAUUUGUUCCAUGAAAGGUGGUGCGGAAAAAGAAUCUGUAACUCGUUCUGUUGGUAUGGUAUCUUCUUGGUGGCAAUCUGUUCGUGAUAUCUUAUCACAGUCUGUUUUAAUUGGCCAAAGUCUUGUCAUGGCUGUUGUUUGUCGAAGUGUAGCAAUGGAGUUAAAUGCAGCUACACAGAAGAUUAAGUCAUCUGAUACAGAUGAUAUUGAAAGCGAGGGUUGGGAAUCAGUUACAGUUGAUAUCGAACAAUGGAAUCUACUUGUUUGUCGGCUGGAUGAUUUAAUUGAUUUGGAAUGCUUUGUACAUGAGAAUCAUGCUUUGACAGUUUUAUCAGAAGAUGGGAGCCCAACAUGUAAACAUCUACACAAAGCAGAAGGAAAAAAAGAAGAGAAUAAAGGAAAAGAAAAGAAAACAACUGCUAAAUCAUCGGAUCGAAUUCCUGUUCUUUCAGUUAAAGGUCUGUUAGAUGCUGGUUAUGGCAGUUUCAGCCAGAUUGUUGCUAAUUGUGUAGUGCGGCAAGGUGUGCCCGGACCUUGCUUGGGUUUUCCAAAACUGAAGAAAGCAUUACAAAGAAAAACUAAUACGUUUGACAGUGUGGAAGAGACUGAUGAAGAUGAUGAUAAGCCAGAGCAAGACGAUAACGAAGUGCAUUUUGUGUUGAAUGAUCUUGUCAAAAUUCGCGAAAGGUUUCCUUACAGCCUUGAACAAGAUUUGGUGUGGACGCAUUGUACUUGGGAAUGUAUUAUGAUGUGGAACGAAGAUGUGGAGGAUGUAAAGAUGUUGUCCAGCGCUUUAAUGCACCUUUCAUGUAUACAUAACCCGAUGUUACAACAAGGCUUAGCAAUUAUGAUGUGGAAAGCUGUGUUUAAAGAAGGCAUUAAACAGUUGGUCCAACUAAUCGAAAAAAUUGGAAAAGCACCAAAAGACCGUUUGUGCAAAAAGACUGUCAGCAUGGGAUAUUCAGCGUUAGAGAAUUUUCUGUUAACAGCCGAACAACUUCUGCAGAUCUUGACAGAGGUGAACGCUUCUGACGAUAUAAAGCCUACUUUUAAAACUGAACAUCAUUGGCAACGAACCACUUGCACACAACGUUCAAUUGCAGAGCAAGCAGUGGACGAACCGCAAUGUAACUCUCGUCUGUUGAAUCAUUUGUGGUGUCUUGUAGCCUCAUUGUACCUUAUUAUGCUUGGCAAAAUGAAAUCUAUAAAACUUAACUCCCUCUUCGAUACCAAGGUUAAACACACCUUUAAUCUAGCCCUACAUGGAACGCUAACACUAUCGAAUGGCAUCGAUGAUGCUGUGAUAAAAACGAGAGAGCAGUUCUGUUGCAACGCUAUUUCUUCGCUGGUCAAAAAUCAUGUUGAAUUAACCCAGGGGGAUGAAAUUGCUCGCCAUAUGACAUCUGACCUUCUUUCGCAGUUGGAUAUUGUGUUAACUCUGUCUAUAAGAUUUAAUUUGGAUGAGGAUUUUGUUCGUCGUUUUAUGGCCUGUACGUUGUAUUCACAUGGUUUGGACAUAGCCGCACAAGAGAUGGCCAUGUGCGUGCAAAGUAAAGCAGAGUUCUGUCCACAAAUCUUGGAAGUGAUUCGUGAAAGAUUAGCACAGUCACUACUUCUUGCAGAGGGGGAAAAAUUGAAAGAUAAUUUCAGUAAACUUCCUACAAAGAUAACAAUAUGGUUGCAGUCGAUUGACAUAUCAAAAUUACGCGCCACAUCAAUCCCAUUGGAGAAUACUUACCACUUGCUACAAUAUCUGCAUACAAAUAUGACUAAUGAGUCGAACGAAAAUAAAUUUAUCUACGAACUUAUUGAAGGCUUAAAGUUAUUUCUAUGAUCUGUGACUGAAGAAAGUAAAUUCAGUUAAA